AUGGCAGAUUGGACUGUUUUGAAGAACAAAACCACUGGUGAGAGAGAGGAUCAAGAUUUUGAUGAACAAGAUGUUUGGGGUGAUUAUACCUCAAAUAUCAAAAGGGUCUCUAAGGAUCAUAAGGAUUUUUCUUCUGGUUCUAGUUCUGGUUCUGGUUCAUCUGCAUGGACAUUACCAAGAAAAAAUAUUCCAAAGGGUAAUAAUGCAGUUUCUGAUGAUCCUUUUGCGAAAGGGUCAUCAUCGUCAGCACCUAUGAAGAUUCCUGAUUGGUCUAAAGUUUAUGGUAAGAAAAAUUGCAAGAAUGGUGAUGAUGAAGAUGAGGAUGAUGAAGAGGGUGAUAUGGUUCCUCCUCAUGAAUGGAUUGCUAGGAAGCUUGCAAGGAGUCAGAUUUCAUCUUUCUCUGUGUGUGAAGGGAUGGGAAGGACACUCAAAGGAAGAGAUCUUAGCAAAGUUAGGAAUGCUAUUUUGACCAAAACUGGCUUCAUUGAGUAG
Messenger RNA from Lathyrus sativus (Indian pea), 492 nucleotides. The record is from the annotation of a GenBank genome assembly. Lineage: Eukaryota; Viridiplantae; Streptophyta; Magnoliopsida; Fabales; Fabaceae.